AUGUCCGAGUUCUUGGAUGAGGAUGUCUACGCGGCCUUCGACCCGCCGGAUACUGGGAGGGAUGUGUGGGCCACGGACUCGGUCAAUCCCCUCCUCAGCUCCUCUUCGCCUACUGGCGGCAACGCACUGAUGGCGGGACCGCCCUCGCAGUGGGGAGUCAGCGGGAUGGGCACUGCCUGGGGCCUCCCAAGCAGUCGGCUAGGGACGAUGGGAGGCGGCGUCGCGAGCGGGGUCCGCCCGAUGACCUCCAACCGCGCCGUCGGCUUCGGUGCGACCGGCACCACCUUCGAUCCGACGGGGCAGGGCAGAACCAUGAACCUCGCUCUCGGGCCCGCGCCGCCGCUCAAAAAGCGCAGUGAGAACAGCCCUGAGGAGCUCUGCAUGGAGUUGGAAAAACAAGUGAACAAGCUCAUCGAGGAGAGCGCGAUGCUGGCCCUCCAGAAGGACUACGGAGCGGCCCUUGAAAAGGCCAAGGCGUCCGCAAAGAAGGAGAAACAGCUUCGCGCACAGAGGGAACAACUUGGCUUGGCGGAGCAGAUCAACAUGGACCUAACGUAUGGGGUAAAUUUUAAUUUGGCGGUGCAAUACCAAAACCACGGACUCUAUCAGGAUGCCCUCAGUACGUACAACAUAAUGAUCAUAAAGCCACAAUUCGCACAGGCUAGAUGUCUACGUGUGAACAUGGGAAACAUCUACGCUACCCAGAGAAAGUACUUAAUGGCCAUAAAGAUGUAUCGUCUGACGCUUGAUGAUACGCAGACUUCCUCAAAGGAGCUGCGGUAUAAACUGUUUCGCAACAUUGCCAAUUGCUUUGUGAAGAUGGGGCAGUACCGUGAUGCUGCAAAUAGCUAUGAGAGCAUUUUUGAGGGCAACGGCGACGUGGAUGCGGGCUUCAACCUCAUCAUCAGCUACUACGCACUUGGGGAGACCGAAAAGAUGAAGCGCACCUUCUCGAAGAUUCUCAACAACAGCCCAUUUCGAGAGGAGGAGGAGGAAGAUUUUGACGAAAAAGAGGGGAAUGACGACGUGCUUGUCGAUGACGCGCUGCGCAAGGAGAUGAAAGGGCGUCGCUUUAGAUAUCAGAAAAAAGUAAUUACCGCGGCGCGGUUGAUUGCGCCGGUCCUGGAUGAGGACUGGCGCGUCGGAUACGACUAUCUUAUUGAGCAGCUGCGCCAGUACGAAAUGUAUGACUCAUCCUCGCAUAUGUCGAGCGAGUUGGAGAUGUGCAAGUGUCUGAACUACUUAAAACACAAGCGUUAUCAGGACGCCAUUAGCGGGCUUAGGGCAUUUGAGAAGAAAGACAAGGAACUGCGCGCGCGGGCUGCAACAAACUUGGCGUAUUUGUACUUCUUAGAGGGUGACUACGAAAACGGGGAAAAGUAUAGCGACAUGAGCCUAGAGUCCAAUCAAUACAAUGGCAAGGCCUUGGUUAAUAAAGGCAACUUCUUCUUCUUGAGGGAAGAUUACGAAAAAGCAAAGGAAUACUAUGACAAGGCACUUUCUGUGGAAUCGGAUAAUAUGGAGGCCAUCUAUAAUUUGGGUCUCACGGCGAAGCGUCUAGGUCUGUAUGAUGAGGCCAUCAAAAUGUUUAAGCGGGUGCAGAUGCUGGUUGACAGCAGCGAGGUGCUCUAUCAGAUCGCCGAUGUUACUGAUCUCAUUGGCUACCCGGACGCGCUGGAAUGGUUCGCGCGGCUGAUUGGGCGGGUUCCGACGGAUCCCAACGCCCUCGCUCGGAUCGGCUCCCUCUACGCGCGCGAGGGCGACGAAACGCAGGCCUUCCACUUCUACUUGGAAGCGUAUCGGUAUUACCAAGUGAACAUCGAUGUCAUCCUCUGGCUUGGCGCCUAUUUCGUGAAGAACGAGGUCUACGACAAGGCCACCCAGUUCUUCCAGCGCGCGUCGGAGAUUCAACCGCUGGAGGUGAAGUGGCAUUUGAUGGUGGCCUCUUGCCAUCGCAGGCGCGGCGAUGCCGCCCAGGCCAAACGUCUUUACGAGGUGAUUCACCGCAAGUACCCGGAGAACGUGGAGUGUCUGAAGUACCUCAUGCAGCUUUGCAAAGAUGGCGGCCUUGUCGACGAGGCCAAUGAGUGGUUCAAGAAAAUGAAGGAACUUGAGAGCAGGGAUCUGAAGGACGAGGAGGACGACGGCAAUGAGAGGGGGGCGACGCAAGAUGGGGGUGACUCGACGUCAUGGCGUGGAAACCGAGAAAAAGAGACGGACAGUGAUGGCGCCACCGCCGGGCGGCGUGCGUGGGGGGGCGCGACUUCAAUAUCAGAGACCACAAAUGGAUCCUUAAGCAAGGAAAAGGAUACGAAUAAAAAAGUGGAGAAGCAAAAAUUUGGAGACGAUUCAGACGGCGAUAUUGAACUUCCAGGAGUUUAG
This is a messenger RNA of Phytomonas sp. Hart1, 2382 nucleotides long. The record is from the annotation of a GenBank genome assembly. NCBI's taxonomy places the organism in Eukaryota, Euglenozoa, Kinetoplastea, Trypanosomatida, Trypanosomatidae.